AUGGGAAUGUAUUGUUCUAUGGAUGCAAUUGAGCUCUGUCUUGUUCCAGAUGUGGUUAUACCCCCAAAAUUCAAAGUUUCAGACUUUGAGAAGUAUGAUGGAACCAAGUGCCCGGUCACACACAUCACCAUGUAUUGUAGAAGGAUGGCUUCAUAUGCUCAUGAUGACAAACUCUUGAUACAUUGCUUCCAAGAUAGCCUUACUGGUGCUGCAGUAAAGUGGUACGUCCAGUUGGACCGCAAUCGAAUCUACACGUGGAAAGACCUUACUCGGGCAUUUGUAGCUCAGUAUAAGCAUGUUACAGAUAUGGCUCCGGAUCGCCUUUCUUUACAAAACAUGGAGAAGAAACCCACUGAAAGCUUCAAAGAAUACGCUCAAAGAUGGAGGAAUGUGGCCUCUCAAGUUCAACCACCAUUGACUGAGAAAGAGACCAUUGUAAUGUUUGUUAACACCUUGCGAGCCCCUUACUAUGAACGAUUGGUUGGUAGUGCCACAAAAAACUUUGCUGAUAUGGUGAUUUUAGGAGAAAUGAUAGAAACUGCCAUUAAGCAAGGGAAGAUAGAAAGAGGUGAUACGGCAAACAUGAGGAAAUGGGGAACUUUCAAGAGGAAAGAGGGAGAAGCCCAAGCCAUCACUUCAGGACAACACCAAGGAGGAAUAUACAACCCUUACCAGCCAUACCCAUCAUACCCCUAUUACCCAACUGUGAACAACACUUCACAAAGCCAAUACCUAUACCCACCCAUGCCAAAUGUCUUUCCUAACCUGUACCCAUAUACUCUCAUCCAACGGACACCUUACCCCACAAAUAUUCACCCACCUACUUCCAUACUUGUUACAGCUUCAACCACACAACAAACAACACCUUUAAACAACCAUACUACCGGUGAAUCAAGAGGAUGGCGGAACAAGCAAGAGAAAGUGUAG
This is a messenger RNA of Theobroma cacao (cacao), 927 nucleotides long. The record is from RefSeq and is a predicted model, not a curated record. Lineage: Eukaryota; Viridiplantae; Streptophyta; Magnoliopsida; Malvales; Malvaceae.